Messenger RNA from Trichomonas vaginalis G3, 531 nucleotides. RefSeq lists its product as uncharacterized. The record is from RefSeq and is a predicted model, not a curated record. The transcript has a single exon. The coding region runs from base 1 to 531 and encodes 176 amino acids. NCBI's taxonomy places the organism in Eukaryota, Parabasalia, Trichomonadida, Trichomonadidae.
AUGAUCUAUGAUACUACUAUUAGAGCCAAAAAUAUAGGAACUGUUUACAAAACAUUAAAAAUCAUACAAGAUUCAACAACAGAGUCAUUAAAUGAUAGAUUAUUAAAAGAAUCAAUAAAUAAGUUCGAUAUAAUGCAUAAUCUUACAUUCAUACUAUCGAGAAUUCAAAUUCUUCACCAAUCUAAUAUUCCAUAUGGAUUUAUUAAUGAAUUAUAUAUCACAAAUGAUUUCAAACUACAACCACUACCUCUUUUAUAUGAUAUUCCUGCCAUAUUCAUCAAUUCAUCAAGAAUGGAAUUAUUAUCAGUUCCAAAGCAGAGUUUUUCGCUAUCACAUGAUGUAUUUGACUUAGGAAAGCUAAUUUACACACUUUCAAAACAAGGCAAAGUAAUCUAUAAUAAUAUCGAAGAUAAUCUAAUUUCUGGAACACCAUUUCUAAUUAAAGAACUAAUGAACAAAGAUGAACGUCAGAGACCAAAGCUCGAUGAUGAAUUAGUUCGUAGAAUUUUAUAUUAUUUUGAAAACAGAUGA